CUAACCCUCUGCAUCACAGACCAACAACACCGACAGUGUCUGUAGUCACUGCGUCACCAAGCUUCAGGAACUUCAGAUCAUUUCUCUGGACCUCUUUCUGGGUUGACCAGGACUUUAAAAACACAGGGAGUUAUGUGGAGGAUUUUCCUGACGGUCAGUCUGCUCUGCUGGAGCGCUGACGGACAAGACGUGAAAUGCAGAGACCACAACAACGGAGAAGUGGACUGGUACAUCAUCUACAAGGCACCCAAACUGAAUAACAUCGGAACUGAGGGUUUGGAAUAUAUUUACAUUGAUCCAAAAGGGAAGAAGACCUAUAAGGAUCACAAUAAGCUCAUCAACAAUACUAACGGUGUCCUGGCAAACACCCUGAAGCCCCUUUUUAAACCAACCACAUCAAUGCCAGCAGACUUUGGAUUCAUAAGCUACAGUGAUCAACCUCCUCCAGAUGGAAAGGGUGUUCCUGAUAAGUUUGGUCACAGUAAAGGACUUGUGAUGAUGGAUAAAGACCAGACAGGAGUCUGGCUCUUACACAGCACACCAAAGUUCCCUUUUGAAAGAGAUCAAAAUAAGAAAAACUUCUACCCACCCAGCGGAGUGGCGAAUGCUCAGACAUUUAUCUGUGUAACAUUCAACUAUGACCAGUUCAAACAGAUAGGUCAACAUCUGCUGAACAUCGCAGCUUUCCCGUUUGAUCAUCAUAUUCCACCUGACUUCCAUAAAGAGCUUAUAAACGUUACAGAGAAAGACUUGAACAAAAGUCGACCAGGAGAGGGAAUCCAGGAGCUGACAUCAGCAGGAAGAACAUCGUUUCGUAGCAUUGCUAAGAAACUGUAUAAAGAAGAAGAAAGGCCACAACAAGGAAUAAACGAUGGAGAUCUUUACCUCACUAUUGCAGAGACAUACAAGACUGAUGUGAGAGUCCAAACCUGGCCCUGCCAGCAAGACAAGCCAUACUGCGAACAAAAUCAACCCCAAGUGAUCAAUAUUAAAUCUGUAAAAGCUAAUCUGGGUAACGGGGAGGUUAAGUGGACGGCCGGUGUUGAUCAUUCCAAGUGGUGUGUAGCUAAAGAUAAUAACAAUCAUUUGAUCUGUAUCGCUGAUGUAAACAGAGCACUCAGCCAAUACAAAAGGCCGGGGGGCGGGCUGUGCUUUGUCCAUCAACAGGUGAGUGAACUAUUUAAAGGUGUAAUUGAUCAAACUGAGGAUUGCUCCAGUAAGCUCCCCCGUGUCUCGGACCCUGACUGUGACCCUGAUGCUGGAUCACUGAGUGAUGGGAUAAAUAAGCCUCUCCCUUUGAGUCCACUUUUGUUUGGGUCUCUGUGUGCUUUGGUUUAUCAUUUUCAAAUGAUUAUAAAUUGACAUUUCUGAAUCCAUAGUUUAA
Messenger RNA from Sander lucioperca (pikeperch), 1384 nucleotides. Its product is annotated as deoxyribonuclease-2-beta-like. Bases 133 to 1362 code for a protein of 409 amino acids. Gene Ontology annotation, molecular function: deoxyribonuclease II activity. The record is from RefSeq and is a predicted model, not a curated record. Gene Ontology annotation, biological process: apoptotic DNA fragmentation. The transcript has 9 exons. Lineage: Eukaryota; Metazoa; Chordata; Actinopteri; Perciformes; Percidae.